AUGGACUGCGAGCCGGGUGGUACGUCGACACGCAGCUCAGACAUAUUAGAUUCAGCUAUUAGUCUCGAUAACUAUCACAUCACACAUCAUAAUGAUUCAUAUUACUAUCCAUAUACACUCGCGGAUAGAGCGGUGCUAGACAGAUGCGUGAAGCCGACUACUCACUAUCUAGCUAGAGGUGGCUCUGCAGUAGGCGGAAGCAGAGAGUAG
Molecule: messenger RNA, 210 nt
Organism: Trichomonas vaginalis G3
Lineage: Eukaryota; Parabasalia; Trichomonadida; Trichomonadidae
Exons: 1
Coding region: 1-210 (69 amino acids)
Source: RefSeq, a predicted model, not a curated record